CUCUCCUCAACACUACCUACGACUACCCUCUUCGCACUGCCCCAUCCGCCGCCCCUGACGUAACCGAACGCGUGCUUGCCUAUAUCGGCGCUUACCUGCCUACCUACCAACAACCAACACACACCUUCUCGCUAUCUCACUCUCUCUCUUUCCAUCUCUCCAUCCAUCCAUCCACCCAUCCCUUUUCGACUCUCCCUCGUCCAAACUCAUCAACAACCACUCCAACAUGUCCGACGGCAACCACUCGCCUCCUCACCCGGCCGCCGCCGAGCGUCGUCGCUCCUCCUUCGCCGGCCAGGCCAUUGCUGACUUCUUCGGCCGCAACAACGCCGGCUCCCCUCCCAACGGCCAGAACUACCCGGGUCCCAUCACCAGUGCUGCUGCCCAGGCCAACCGCCGUCGUCUUUCGGUGACGACUCUCGGGCUUUCGGGCUCGCCCAACCAGCAGUCUCCCUUCAGCCAGCGGAGCCGCGGCGAGAGCAUGUCGUCCGCCACCUCGGCCUCUGUCGAUGAGAGCCCCUUUGCCGACGAUGACGUGUCUGGCUCCAGUCCUAGCACCACGGCCACGUCGCCGUUUGCUCGCAGGCUGAGCUUUGGUGCUCGGGCGCUGCGCGAUGUGAAGCAGGGUGGAAACGGGAGCGGAAAUGCCAAUGAUGGUUUCAACCUCGCCGAGAACAUGCGUAGCCGUGCCGAGCGCUCCUCCAUCUCUGCCGCUAGCGGCAUGCCCCACCCCGCCGUGCACCAGCGUGCCAAGAGCGUAGCCACGAUGGAGCCGCCCGUCAGAGAGAUGCCCAGGCAUGCCAAGGCUCCUGACGCCUUCCAGGAGCGGAUCCUCAAGGGCGACUUCUACAUGGAUUAAAUGGGCCUUUGGCGCCCGGCACCGUCACUCGUUUAGCAAAGUGACGACCCCAUACACCAGACAUUGAGUAAGACACGGAUGACUUUGGUAUGCUAUGCCUGCUAGCUGCUGCUUGGAAAUGGUCUCCCUUCACACAUGCCCGAAAAAGGACAAAAGCACAAAAACAAGAGCGCCUCCGACCGGGUGGUAGCACCGCCGCCCGCUCCCGGAAGCCGACGGAACACAUGGCAGCAAUCUUAGCACAGCACGGUGUUGCUCCUCCCGCCCGCUGCUUACGCGGUGCACCAACCUUCUAGGCGGAACAGCACGUUUGUACCAUCAUACCUCGGGUCCGGAUACGUCAUGUCGUCUGGUUAGCUCCCUCUAUCCUCGUGUCAUUUCCCGGCUUGGGCCGGAGUACUUGCGACACGCAGGCGAUAACGAGUUUACGAUUAACGGUGUCUUGUCUUCGCACUUGAUUAACCCGGCGCAGCUCC
This is a messenger RNA of Aplosporella prunicola CBS 121167, 1335 nucleotides long. RefSeq lists its product as uncharacterized. The transcript is spliced from 2 exons. The record is from RefSeq and is a predicted model, not a curated record. Lineage: Eukaryota; Fungi; Ascomycota; Dothideomycetes; Botryosphaeriales; Aplosporellaceae. Bases 227 to 859 code for a protein of 210 amino acids.